ACCGCUCGACAAACUAGCUCAGCUCUCUUUGGGACAACAGGAGUGUUGACACGGCUGGAGAGGAAUUCCGUGAAAUGCGCUUGAUACAGUAAAUACUCGACUGUAUCUGUCGGGGAGGGAAUUCAACCAUCAUGAGUUAACUUCAUCACUGUAGUCGACAUAGUGAUGAUGAAAAUGGAUCUAUCAGCCGAGUUGUGUCUGUCUUUUGGACUGUUUAUUACGCUAUUUCUGGGAUGCAGGGGUGUUUGCCCGUCUGUUAACUGGGUUGAGAAGAACAACAUGUGCUAUCUGUUCCAAGCUACGGCAGUUUCUCUCCCUGAUGCAGAAGCGUCAUGCGCAGAAAGUGGCGCAAACAUUGCUUCAAUCAAAAACACUGAAGUAGCUUAUUUCGUCAAGUCGUUGUUCACAUCCAGCAGUGAUAUGAGGACGGUGUGGUCGCGCUACCUGCUGAUGAGAGGCGACGGGGACGCGUAUGUAACGACAAGACAACAGAACGUUUCAGACUGUACCGGAUGCAAUUCUCUAAAAUCCUCAUUCAUUGGACAAGGGAUGAAUGCAUCGUGCAUUGUGAUUGGUUCAAUAACUGCAUCUUCAGCUACGUGGAAUACAGCGGACUGUUCCGCAGUGCAUCAAGUGAUAUGUGAGAAAGCAUCAGUAUUCAGUAACCUGGCAAUUAAGGAUAUCGCCGCCAUAGCCUGUCUAGCGUUCCUCGUCGUAAGUUUCAUCAUUGUCAUCACCAUCGACCUCUUGAAGAACCCCGUGCCUGAAGACAGGAGGCGGAUCUUAGAGGACCGGAACCUGUAGACAGCGCAUGCUGGGAGAACCCCGUGCCUGAAGACAGGAGGCGAAUUUUAGAGGGCCGGACCUGUAGACAGUGCAUGCUGGAGAACCCCGUGCCUGAAGACAGGAGGCGUAUCUUAGAGGACCGGAACCUGUAGACAGUGCAUGCUGGGAGAACCCCGUGCCUGAAGACAGGAGGCGGAUCUUAGAGGACCGGAACCUGUAGACAGUGCAUGCUGGGAGAACCCCGUGCCUGAAGACAGGAGGCGGAUCUUAGAGGACCGGAACCUGUAGACAGUGCAUGCUGGGAGAACCCCGUGCCUGAAGACAGGAGGCGGAUCUUAGAGGACCGGAACCUGUAGACAGUGCAUGCUGGGAGAACCCCGUGCCUGAAGACAGGAGGCGGAUCUUAGAGGACCGGAACCUGUAGACAGUGCAUGCUGGGAGAACCCCGUGCCUGAAGACAGGAGGCGGAUCUUAGAGGACCGGAACCUGUAGACAGUGCAUGCUGGCAGAACCCCGUGCCUGAAGACAGGAGGCGGAUCUUAGAGGACCGGAACCUGUAGACAGCGCAUGCUGGGAGAACCCCGUGCCUGAAGACAGGAGGCGGAUCUUAGCGGACCGGAACCUGUAGACAGUGCAUGCUGGGAGAACCCCGUGCCUGAAGACAGGAGGCGGAUCUUAGCGGACCGGUACCUGUAGACAGUGCAUGCUGGGAGAACCCCGUGCCUGAAGACAGGUGGCGGAUCUCAGAGGAAAACUUCCUUACAUCGUGACAUCAGUCAUUACUUGAAGUCAUCAUAAAAUCCCUGAUUGUGGCAGUGGAGCAUUGCUAAUUUUUAGUUUUGUCGAACGAUUAUUAACACAUUUCUGAGAUGCAAUGUAAACCGGAGACUAAGACUGUGAUAUAUGUUAGACAUUUACGUUUGUGUAUAGGAAUUACUCGGGCAUGUUCGAGACAAGAAGUUUUAUCCGAAGUCUCCUCCUGAUAGGUCGCUUCCAAGUGGAAGUUAUGCAUAUCUUCACUGAAAAAAAACUAGGGAUCAUGAAUAUUUUGGGGGAUAUUUUUUGUAGUAAGGACUGGGCACACAAGCUCAUAGAAAACACCCACUAAAUAUUCAUGAUCCCAAAUUUGUUUGUGAAGCACGAAAGAGAACAGAAGAAGUCUUUCAUAGGGAGAUCUUUUGACAGUUUGGCGUGAACUGCCGAGUAACUUCGACACAUCCGGGCGUAAGAUAACGCAGAAGACAUGAAAGCAAUGGAUGAUCAAUGGAACACUAUCGAUACAUUGCAGAUGGUGCAGCGUUAUAUUCCUUGUUGAAGUUUCAGUGUUCGUGUUUGACGAUAUUUGAUUGCCCGAUUGAAUGAAUGAGUGAUUGAUUGAAUGAUGUUUAAGGAGUAAUCCUAACUCUAAUCAAGCUACAUUCCUUGUAGGUUACAUUCGGCAACCAUUUUGUCCACCGUAUCCUCAAUCCUCAGCUGUUUGUGAUUGUGUAUUGUGUGCAUUAUGUUAUUCGUUUUAUACACUUUGCAUUGUACUUG
This is a messenger RNA of Haliotis rufescens (red abalone), 2322 nucleotides long. RefSeq names its product type-2 ice-structuring protein-like. Gene Ontology annotation, molecular function: carbohydrate binding. Gene Ontology annotation, cellular component: external side of plasma membrane. The coding region runs from base 166 to 804 and encodes 212 amino acids. The transcript has 3 exons. The record is from RefSeq and is a predicted model, not a curated record. Gene Ontology annotation, biological process: biological process involved in interspecies interaction between organisms. NCBI's taxonomy places the organism in Eukaryota, Metazoa, Mollusca, Gastropoda, Lepetellida, Haliotidae.